GCCGGCAGAUCUGCGCGACUUGCAGUCCAGUAACACUCCAGCUUAAUAUCAGUAAAACUCGCUUUUCUAACUGCUGAGCGCCUAUCGCGUCUCCUAAAUCCUCCGUCACCAUGUCCUCUCUGGGCACUCUGGCAUUUGAUGAAUAUGGCAGGCCCUUCAUCAUCAUCAAAGACCAGGACAAGAAGACUCGGCUAACGGGCAUUGACGCAUUGAAGUCUCACAUUAUGGCAGGCAAAGCAGUCGCUUCUACGCUGAAAACAUCUUUGGGACCGAACGGUCUGGACAAAAUGAUGGUUGACAAGGAUGGAGAGGUGACCGUCACCAACGAUGGAGCCACUAUCCUCAGCAUGAUGGACGUGGACCACCAGAUCGCCAAGCUCAUGGUGGAGCUGUCCAAGUCCCAAGAUGAUGAGAUUGGCGAUGGAACUACUGGAGUUGUCGUGCUGGCUGGAGCGCUGCUGGAGGAGGCCGAGCUGCUGCUAGACCGAGGAAUCCACCCCAUCAGAAUCUCCGAUGGUUACGACCAAGCUGCACGCAUAGCCAUCGAGACGCUGGACAAAAUGGCCGAAAGUUUUCCCUGCGACCCCAACAACACCGAGCCCCUCAUCCAGACCGCCAUGACAACGCUGGGCUCAAAAGUAAUUAACCGGUGCCACAGACAGAUGGCUGAGAUCGCAGUGAACGCCAUCCUCACCGUGGCCGACAUGGAAAGGAAGGAUGUGGACUUUGAGCUCAUCAAGGUGGAGGGCAAAGUAGGAGGAAAGCUGGAGGACACACAGCUCAUCAAGGGCGUUAUAGUUGACAAGGAGUUCAGCCACCCUCAGAUGCCCAAGGCUAUAAAAGAUGCUAAAAUUGCUAUUUUAACCUGCCCGUUUGAGCCUCCAAAGCCCAAGACCAAGCAUAAGUUGGAUGUGACCUCAGUUGAGGACUACAAGGCCCUCCAGAAAUAUGAAAAAGACAAGUUUGAGGAGAUGAUCCAGCAGGUUAAAAGCACUGGUGCUAACUUGGCCAUCUGCCAGUGGGGCUUUGAUGACGAGGCGAACCACCUCCUGCUGCAGAACGAGCUGCCGGCUGUGCGCUGGGUCGGUGGGCCGGAGAUCGAAUUGAUAGCGAUAGCCACCGGGGGCAGGAUCGUGCCGAGGUUCUGCGAGCUGACGCCCGAGAAGCUCGGCGCCGCCGGCUUGGUGAAGGAGAUCUCCUUUGGCACGACCAAGGACCACAUGCUGGUGAUCACGGAAUGCAAAAACACCCGGGCUGUGACCAUUUUCAUCCGCGGCGGCAACAAAAUGAUCAUCGAGGAGGCUAAGCGUGCUCUCCACGAUGCUCUGUGUGUGAUCCGCAAUUUGGUCAGAGACAACCGUGUCGUGUACGGAGGCGGGGCGUCAGAGAUCGCGUGUGCUCUCGCUGUGAACCAGGCCGCAGAUAAGUGUCCAUCAUUGGAACAGUACGCCAUGAGGUCGUUCGCUGAUGCUCUAGAGGUCAUCCCGAUGGCUUUGGCUGAAAACAGCGGGCUGAACCCCAUCCAGACCAUGGCUGAGGUCAGAGCCAGACAAGUCAAGGAGAACAACCCUUUCCUCGGCAUCGACUGUUUACACAAAAACACCAACGACAUGAAGCAGCAACACGUGAUCGAGACCCUGAUCGGCAAGAAGCAGCAGAUAAUUUUGGCUAGCCAGGUGGUUAAAAUGAUCCUAAAGAUAGAUGACAUCCGAAACCAAGGGGAGAGCGAAGACUGAAGCUCUGAAGGAAAGCGGUUCUGGUGUGCUCUGCAGGGGAUGAACGUGUGAGCCGUUCCAGAGGUCUUUGGCACUUCCUCAAGCUCCGUGUCCACGUCGCACUGCGUGUUGCUAUUUAUCAUUUGAUACAAAAUGUUCAAGCUUUAUUCGUUACAAAGUCACCAAUAAAACGUUGCUCUGCCGAAAUUUCAA
This is a messenger RNA of Fundulus heteroclitus (mummichog), 1928 nucleotides long. It is a transcript of the gene cct5, whose product is annotated as chaperonin containing TCP1, subunit 5 (epsilon). The coding region runs from base 111 to 1736 and encodes 541 amino acids. Gene Ontology annotation, molecular function: ATP-dependent protein folding chaperone; ATP hydrolysis activity; ATP binding. NCBI's taxonomy places the organism in Eukaryota, Metazoa, Chordata, Actinopteri, Cyprinodontiformes, Fundulidae. Gene Ontology annotation, biological process: protein folding. The record is from RefSeq and is a predicted model, not a curated record. Gene Ontology annotation, cellular component: chaperonin-containing T-complex. The transcript has 11 exons.